UUGUGCAAGUCUACUUGCAUUUUUACACGUGGAAAAUAUAGUAAACAUAUGACAGAUAUAAAACUAGUCAAAUGACAUUAGCCAAUUGGUCUAUUAUAAUAAUAACAAUAAUGUCUUCAUAAUAGAUUUUAAAUAAACAAUCACACUUGAAAGAAGGUGUUUUGUUACCAAUUAUUUUACAUCAGCAUGCAAAGUUGCAUCUCGAGAUGUAUUGUAGUAAAAUUAUUAAACAAAACUACUCAAGAUCAAUAAAUAUUAUAUUUGCUGCUAAAUAUUCACGUAGAAGUGCUAAAAAUACGACGACAUACAAAUUAGUUAAAUCAAAUGGUAUCGAUGCUGAUAUCGACAAUGGAGAAUUGGACAACAAUCCAAACUGGGAACUGUUCGGACCAAGAGGUUUCAGAUUUUAUUUACCAGGUAGUAUAGGACCUGGAUGGUUGGAUCAGUCUACUACUGCUCAAGUUGAAACCCGAUCUUUUUUAUUACCUAACAACGAUGGAGAGCUUGAUGGCAGCGAUGAUUUUGACGCUCAUGGAAUUAACGAUGAAAUUAUAAAUGUUUAUAAAAAUAAAAACAAUAAUAAUAAAAACAAUAACAGUAAAAACAGAAGAAAAUGUGAUCAAAACCAGCCUAUUUUACAUUGCAUAGCACAAGAGUGUCCAAUGUUAUUGAGAAAAGGUAUCCAAGAACUUUUUCCUAGUAGUGUUGAUGCUGCCUCACCUCAACUUACUAUUGUCACCAUCACACAGAAAUUGAAUCCUAGAAUGAUGAGAUGGAGCAAAGAAAUUGAGACUGAAAGAUUAGCUAAAUUUUUUCUCCUUGCUGCUUCAGACAUUUGUUCAAAACUUAAAAUGUUUGGAUACUGGGCUGAUUUUAUAAAUCCAUUCAGUGGUCAGCCCUACUUGAAUCCUCAUAAAACUGGUGUAUUGUAUAAAACAGACGAACGUUUUCGUUGUUUAGGCUUCAAAGUUAACAAAACCAAUAGCUGUAAAAUAAUAUCACAUGAGAACAAAGGCUCUGAAUUUGUUGGAAGUCUUUACACAUCUGCUCCAGCGAAUAUGGAUUUCUUUAAAGACAUUAUGAGUGGUAUGUCCGAUCAUUAAAACGUUAACCUUGAGUCGAACGCUGGCUAUUUAGCGUUUGUUAUUAAUAAGUAAAGAAAUUCUAUAGAACAAUAAAUUAUAGUCUGUAUUUUUUCGAGUAUAGACUAUUCUUAAUUUAUAGACACUAUUAUGAUCUACAGAGAUAUACUUAUACUGGUUAUAUAAAUAAUAACAACUAUAAAAAGGAAAAAAAAAAAAUUAUUUAU
Molecule: messenger RNA, 1309 nt
Organism: Microplitis mediator
Lineage: Eukaryota; Metazoa; Arthropoda; Insecta; Hymenoptera; Braconidae
Product: methylmalonic aciduria and homocystinuria type D homolog, mitochondrial
Exons: 4
Coding region: 207-1103 (298 amino acids)
Biological process (GO): cobalamin metabolic process
Cellular component (GO): mitochondrion
Source: RefSeq, a predicted model, not a curated record